GAAGAUGGCUGCAGUCCAGCAGACGGGGAUGUGGUGAACGAGCCUGCAGAGGAACAACUCGCACUUUAACGACUUACCAAGCCCGGCAACACACUUAAAGCGACCUGUGGGCUCUGAUUAACCACCCAGAGGAGUAACAGCGGAGUAACCUUUAACCAGCGGAGCAGACAUGAGACUGGAGCUGUAAACCAGCAGGACCGAGGAUGAACAGGAAGAAGGAUAAAGGCUUCGAGAGCCCGCGACCCUUUAAGCUGACCCACCAGGCGGUUUGUAUCAACAACAUCAACUUCCAGAGGAAAUCUGUCAUAGGCUACGUGGAGCUGACCAUCUUCCCCACCGUGGUGAACCUGAACAGGAUCAAGCUCAACAGCAAACAGUGCCGCAUCUACAGAGUCCGAGUGAAUGAACUGGAAGCCCCGUUCAUUUACAAUGACCCCACGCUGGAGGUUUGCCACAACGAGUCCAAGCAGAGGAACCUCAACUAUUUCUCCAGCGCCUACACGGCAGCGGUCAGCGCUGUGGACCCCGACGCUGGGAACGGGGAGCUCGUCAUCAAAGUCCCCUCUGAACUCUGGAAGCAGGGAGAUGAUCUGAAAGUGCUGAAGGUCUACAUUGAAUUUUCCCUGGACCAGCCCAAAGGGGGUCUCCACUUCGUUGCUCCUGAUGUGGAGGGCAGCCUGGCCGAGAGAGGCGCUCACGUAUUCUCCUUCGGGUACCAGAACUCCACAAGGUUCUGGUUCCCCUGCGUGGACUCGUACUCAGAACUGUGUACGUGGAAGCUGGAGUUCACCGUGGACGCGUCCAUGGUGGCGGUGUCCUGCGGCGACCUGGUGGAAACCAUAUACACCCACGACAUGAGGAAAAAGACCUUCCAUUACGUGCUUCCCAUCCCCACUGCAGCUCCCAACAUCUCCCUGGCCGUGGGGCCGUUUGAGAUCCUCGUAGACCCCUACAUGCACGAGGUGACACAUUUCUGCCUGCCGCAGCUGCUGCCUCUCCUCAAACACUCCAUGUCCUACCUGCACGAGAUCUUUGAGUUCUACGAGGAGAUCCUGACGUGCCGCUAUCCUUACUCCUGUUUCAAGACCGUGUUUGUGGACGAGGCGUACGUUCAAGUGUCGUCCUACGCCUCCAUGAGCAUCUUCAGCACCAACCUGCUCCACAGCCCGACGGUCAUUGACCAGACGCCCCAGACCCGGCGCUGCCUGGCUCAGGCCUUGGCUCAGCAGUUCUUCGGCUGCUUCAUCUCCAGGAUGUCAUGGGCUGAUGAGUGGGUCCUGAAGGGAAUCUCUGGUUACAUCUACGGCCUCUACCUGAAGAAAACCUUUGGAGUGAACGAGUACCGGCACUGGUUCAGAGAGGAGAUGGACAGGAUUGUGGAGUAUGAGCUGAAGAUGGGAGGGGUUCUCCUGCACCCGGCGUUCAGCGGGUGCAAAGAGAAGGACAGUCCGACCCCCCACCUCCACUUCUCCAUCAAGCACCCCCACACCUUGUCCUGGGAGUACUACAAGAUGUUCCAGUGCAAAGCUCACCUGGUGAUGAGGCUGAUAGAGAACAGGAUCAGCAUGGAGUUCAUGUUGCAGGUUUUCAACAAGCUCCUGAGCCUGGCCAGCACAGCGUCGUCUCAGAAGUACCAGAGCCACAUGUGGAGCCAGAUGCUGCUGUCCACCUACGGCUUCCUCAAGUCCAUCUCCAACGUGUCGGGCAAAGACAUCGGCCCCCUCAUCAAGCAGUGGGUAGACCAGAGCGGUGUGGUGAAAUUCUACGGCAGUUUCGCUUUCAACAGGAAGAGGAACGUGCUGGAGCUGGAGAUCCGUCAGGACUAUACGUCCUCUGGAACCCAGAAAUAUGUGGGUCCCAUCAAGGUGACGGUACAAGAACUGGACGGGUCCUUCAACCACACCCUGCAGAUAGAAGAGAACAGCCUCAAGCACGACAUCCCCUGCCACUCCAAGAGCAGAAGAAAUAAGAAAAAGAAGAUACCUCUGAUGAAUGGAGAGGAAGUCGACAUGGAUUUAUCUGCAAUGGAUGCAGACUCUCCUCUCCUCUGGAUCCGAAUCGAUCCAGACAUGUCCAUUCUGAGGAAGGUGGAGUUUGAGCAGGCCGACUUCAUGUGGCAGUACCAGCUGCGUUUUGAGAGGGACGUGGUUGCACAGGAAGAAGCCAUCGCUGCACUGGAGAAGUUUCCCACUCCGGCCUCCAGACUGGCCCUGACUGACAUCCUGGAGCAGGAACAGUGUUUCUACAAAGUCCGCAUGCAGGCCUGCUUCUGCCUGGCCAAGAUAGCCAAUGCCAUGGUGAGUACCUGGCAGGGCCCGCCGGCCAUGAAGUCCCUGUUCACCAGAAUGUUCUGCUGCAAGAGCUGCCCCAACAUUGUCAAGACCAACAACUUCAUCAACUUCCAGAGCUACUUCCUGCAGAAGACGAUGCCGGUUGCCAUGGCAUUACUCCGGGAUGUGCAGAACCUCUGUCCCAAAGAUGUUCUCAACUUUAUACUUGACCUGAUCAAGUAUAAUGACAACAGGAAAAACAAAUUCUCAGAUAACUACUACCGUGCAGAGCUGAUCGAAGCGCUGACCAACUCUCUGACUCCAGCCAUCAGCAUCAGCAACGAAGUGCGGACCGUGGACAAUUUAAACGUUGACGUCCGUCUCAUCCUGGAGGAGCUCACGCGCUUCCUGAACAUGGAGAAGCUGCUGCCCAGCUUCAGGAACACCAUCACUGUUAGCUGCCUGAAGGGUAUCCGUCAGCUCCAGAAGAACGGCCAUAUUCCCAGCGACCCGUCGCUCUUCCGCUCUUAUGCUGAGUACGGACACUUUGUAGAUGUGCGUGUUGCUGCGCUGGAGGCUCUGGUGGACUACACUAGAGUUGAAAGAAGCUCAGCAGAGCUGCAGUGGCUUCUCAAGAUGGUGGAGAACGACCCAUCUCACUACGUCAGACAUAAGAUCUUGGGUAUUCUCUGCAAGAAUCCUCCGUUCACUAAGACAGCGGACUCGUCUCUGUGCAACGAGGCUCUGGUUGAUCAGCUCUGGAAACUUAUGAACUCAGGUACCUGCCAUGACUGGCGACUGCGCUGCAAUGCUGUAAAUCUCUACUACACAUUAUUCGGCCUCACUCGGCCCUCGUGCCUCCCACUGCCAGAGUUGGGCUUGGUGCUCAACCUGAAGGAGAAGAAAGCUGUCCUAAACCCCACCAUCAAGCCUGAGCUUGGAAUCGGUGCCAUCAUGGACUCCCCUGCCAGUAUCGGCAUCCACGGUGUGGGCAUGAGCUUCACCACUGUGGACGAGGAACCAGACCCCAUCUCCCUGGGGGUGUGUGGGGUCGGCCAGCCGCCUCUGGGCCUGAAGAGGAAGGCCGACACCCCGCUGGGCUCUCCUCCGGAGCCGGGACAGGUGCUGCAGCCGCAGCACCUGGAGGAUGAAGGAAGAGGAGGGGCGCGUUUCAAGAUCAGGUUCAACACUAUGGAAGAAGAAGAUAUUGAUAUGGAGACGGUUCAUGACAGCCAGGCCUUCAUUCACCACCAACUCAAUCUGCUGGAGAGGCCGUCCACACCAGGUAAAGAGCCUCCUCUAGUGGAGCAGGCCCUGCUGUCCCUGCCGGCCACGCCGGCCCCCUCCUUCUCUCUCUCCAAGGAGACCACGUCUUCGUCCUCCAAGCAUGGCGGGGACCACGGCCACCACCACCACCACCACCACCACGAGCACAAGAAGAAGAAGAAGAAGCACAAGCACAAACACAAGCACAAGCACAAGCACGACAGCAAGGACAAGGAGAAGGACCGGGACCGGGACAACUCCCACGCCUACAGCAACAGCCCGGCCAGCGGCCGGUCGCUGCGCUCGCCCUCCCUGUCCGACUGAUCCCUGGAGCCCCUAGGAUGGAAUAACGUCCUGAAAAUGUAAUAACGCCUGAAAAUGUCAUAACAUUUGCACUUAACUCAAUCAAAAAUUUUAUAAAAUCCAAUAAUGUAAUAAAAUAUCCUGCCGGAUAUUGUAAUUACAUUUUUACCAAUAAUGUAAUACCUUAUUACAUUAUUGGGAAUUUAUUACAUGGUACUCAAAGUCUGCAAUUUAACCCAAUAGUUAUUCUGGUGUUUCAAAUCCAGCGUAUAUAACAUUCUUAAAUACUUAAAACACAAAAUGUAGAACUCUGGACUGAAAAUGAACAUAUAUAUUACAUUAUCUGUCAAGUAUUACAUUAUCAGUAAAAAAAAAAACACCUGAUAAUGUAAUAAAUUCCCAAUAAUGUAAUAAGGUAUUACAUUAUCGGUAAAAAUGUUAUUACAAUAUCCGUCAGGAUAUUUUAUUACAUUAUUGGUGAACUUAUUACAUUAUUGGAUUUUAUUACAUUUUCAAUUGAGUUAAAUGCAAAUUUUAUUACAUUUUCAGGAAAUUAUGACAUUAUAGGGUGCUACAAUCCCACCUCCAGCCGCGGCUGGAACACUUUUCAGUACUCAAACUGUUUCCAUGUUGAACAGAACUCUUUACUUUUCGUUAUCCUGUAGAAUUAUAUAAGUUUUGUUGGAAAAAAAUGUGCCAGUAGUUUAAAUUCAGCCCUUAAACACUGGCUUCCUCAGCAGAUUCAGAAGUGCAUGUUGUUGUGAGUUGAGUGUGAAACGCCAUGAAGACGUCCUUACGUCCUCAACAACUGCACGUGUGGACACUCUGACAUCACUUCCUAUUCUGCAGCCACGUGCUUCUCCCUCCAGAGCUGUCAAAUCCACGGCAUGCCAGGAACUUGGAGGGCAAACGUGACGGUACUGUUGUGUUUUCGGGGGACCAGACGGGUUCAGAUCAAACCCAGGACUUGUACUGAUGUCACGUCUGAAACACAAGUGAUGUCUGUGGGGGUUUUUUUUGUUUAGCUUUUUUAAAUAUAUAUGUUUGUUUUACAGUUGUCAGUGAUUCAGUAAGCUUUUGUGCCAGCAAAUGUCGUAAUGAAAUGGAUUUCCAGCUCCACGAUGGCGUCGGUGGUCUGGUUCACUCUCUCAGUGCACGUGACUGACGUUCACCUGGCUGCUUUUAAAUCACAAGAUAAACAAUGAGAGUAUCAACAUUCAGGUAAUCAGAGGCAUCAUGACUGUAAUACGGAGCAUCAAAAACUGUUUUCUGAUGUAAACAAGCUUGUAUGUAUGUGGUUUUUACAUUAAAAAAAG
Molecule: messenger RNA, 5155 nt
Organism: Cololabis saira (Pacific saury)
Lineage: Eukaryota; Metazoa; Chordata; Actinopteri; Beloniformes; Belonidae
Product: transcription initiation factor TFIID subunit 2-like
Exons: 27
Coding region: 204-3860 (1218 amino acids)
Biological process (GO): transcription initiation at RNA polymerase II promoter
Cellular component (GO): transcription factor TFIID complex
Molecular function (GO): RNA polymerase II general transcription initiation factor activity; transcription cis-regulatory region binding; chromatin binding
Source: RefSeq, a predicted model, not a curated record